GGGUGAUGAUUUGGGGCCAUGUCAACUCCAAUGAGGAUGCAGCAAAUGCCUGAUGAUGGGUUUAAUGAGAUGUCCACCGAAGAGGAAGAAGAGGCCCGGGCCUCAGGGGAGAGGAUGCUCGCGAAGUUCGGGCGCAAGUUACAGAACGCGGGCGAAACAUCAUCCCUAAUUCCGUGCCUGCGAGGUAUCCUCCAAUUUCUGGCAAACGUGCUAUGCGACGUGUCGUCCGCUGUGGUAAGUCUGCAACACACCUCUGAUGAUUACAAGACAUGCCACCGGUUUCUCAGCAGCAUUAGGGCGAGACUCAUGAGACUCGAGCAUCUGCAAGCAGAGGAUGAGUUGAAGUUGACGCCAGAGACCUAUGAGGGGUUGGAACAAACCGAGGAGGCAUGCGAAGAGUCGGAACCAAGCGAUGAGAUGGAACUGACUGAAGCGUCGGAAGAAUCGAGCGAAGAGGCGUGCAAAGAGCUAGAAUCCGGCGAAGUGGCAUGCCAGGUCGCAGAGGGCGAGGGCGAGGGCGAGGCAUACAAGGACUCGAUCUCGAUAGCAGCAGACACGACAUGUGAGGGCUCUGAAACCGCAAUCCAAGGGACUGGCUCAGUCGAAAAAGCUGUCGGUCUGGUGGAUAUUGAGGACUGGGCUGUGGAGGAGCUCCUGGCAAAGGCCCGCCUGAUUCGAGAAGAGGCAAUGGGUAAGCUCUCCCUAACGGGCAUGGUUGCCAGGAGACGGACGGACUCAAACACGGCUAGGGGUGUGAGUGUCAGAAAAACAGAGGCCAACUCUUUGGGAGGAGGGGGAAAGAAGCAGCCUACCAAGCUGAAGAAUUAUGAGGGACAUAGCAGUAGCAGUAAACGGACAAUGGCUGCAGUCAGGAGAGCGAAAGGCGAAGAGGAGGAAGCAUCCAGCAGAGAGUUGUCGCAUGGAGGAGGAGGAGGAGGAGGACACAGAUCAGGAGAGGGAGGAGGGAAAGGCCUAAGAGGUGGUGUGGCAAAGGAGGGGAUAGAAUUGAGAGGCGGAAGAGGGUCCUUACCAUUGCGGACGGAGAGCGGCAGAAGUGGACAUUUGGGAAGAAAGAGCUUCCGCCACCCUGUGCAGAAUGAACUAAGAUAUGAAGAUAGAGAGAGCAGGUCGGGAGUCUCUUCGGAGGUGAAUCCCAUUCCCGCUAGCCGGAACAAAAUCGUUUUAGGAGUUGGUGGGACGGUCAAACCUGUUCCAGCCAGACACCGCAACACUGUUUCAUAUCUGCUAGGUGCGUCUCGAGGGGUUAACGGUGUAGCGAAAAAGAUGUCAGGCAAAGAUGAGCUCCUUCGACAUCACAACAAAAACUAUUCUGGCCAUUCAUCCACGUCCGAAACGGCGGAAGGGGGUCGCAUCAAGCUCAUUCCAUCAGCAGAUGAACAUGAAGCCCCCCCUCUGGUUUCCUCAGGACCUCUGGUCUCAGAGGGCUCUUUGCGGAUGAGAAUGAACAGAUGCAGGCAGACGGCGGAGGAUGGGCAGAGCGAGGCCAGGGCAGCUAAUGCGCAGGUAGAGGGGAAAUUGGAUGCGAAAGCUGAGAUUGAAAGACUUCUUGUCUUCCCACAUUCAUUUCAGACUCUGCUGACAGGUCUAGAACCCGGCUUGUGCAAUACACAGGCAGGUUGCAAGCCUGACGUCUGUCGUCAGCGACCACAGCGGCGAGCACGGGAUCAUCGUUGUGAUAAGAACGACGAUCAAACGAACAAAGGGCAGGCAAACGACGAUAUGCCAAGGAACCUUCGAGAAGACUAUCGGCGAAGGUUUAUGAGACGGCUGCAGGAAACGUGCACAAGCGGAGCGGCCAAAAGAGACCGAUUUGUGCCUGCUGGAGGCCCUGGAGAUGGCGAUCGUACGGAGAGGAAAGUGGUUCAAGCGUUAAAGUUGCUGCAGAGAUUGGCGGGACUGUUCUGUAAGUUGAAGGACAUAGACAUCCAUGAGUUGUCGACUUCCUAUCGCUUUGCUCCAGAGCGAAGCUUCAUUGCCAGCCAUCUUGACCGAUGGCUCAAAGCUCUGAAUGACGUAGAGGCAACACCAUUGGAUGGAAAUGCAGAUAAUAACUCGCAGAAGCUCAAAACCAAGCGAUCAAACUGCAGCCACAGCGGCUAUGUCCGCUCGAACCGUUGCCUACGGGGUUGCUCUAGUUCGAACCCGAGUACGCCAUUGGUAUGUAAAUCGUGGAAUCAGUUCACGGCCUCGUCUCCCUGGCUUCCAGACGUCUUGUCAUCUCUUUCUAAGGCAACUGGUCUGCAAAAUGAUCUUCUUGAGCGAUGUAAAGCGAUUGUCGCAAGAAAAAGUCCUUGCCAGGCAGCAAGUACUGUCCCGCUGAUGGGACUAAGCAAUUUGAUUGUGUAUUCGACCUUGGAGGAAGCGGCUACGCUGGUGCAGUUGAGGCAUGCCGUCGAGGCACUGCUGUUCUACUACCACUUUGAAACUGUCGUCGCUGCUGCAAUUCUGCCCCAAAACAACACGCCUCCUCUCAAUCCGACAAGCGCCUUUCUAGCGCACUGCCAACUUGCUCAUGCUCUCCUCUGUACGGAAGGCAAGAGACUUUUCAGCCUAGCAUAUCACGGGAGUGAGACUCUCCAGAGUCGAGAGGAUAGAGAAACUGUGAACCUUUCUCUCACCGAGAAGUUGGACGGGUCCUGCAAGAUCAAAGAAUUGGAUCAGACUGUGGGUGCCAGCUCUGCGGCAAAGAGACCAGAUUCUCACACCAGGACUGCACAGUCGGUCAUUGCGGGAAUCCAUGAUGCAGAUCCAGUGCCACUAGCCACCGACGAGCUACGCAAGAUAGGGUUGACGACAACGCCAUCCAAGGAUCAGCAAGAUGAGCUGGACAGAGAGACAAUGGCCAUCUACUUGGAGCUAAAGAAGUCCGAAGCGGAGCUGGCAGCGCUUAGCCGGCAAUACAUGGAGCAUGAAGCCAUCCUUACUGACAUGAAGAAGUCAUGCGGAGAUUUGAGGCAUGCAGGGAACGAGGAGGGAAAGGAUAAAGAAGGAGAUGACAAAAGCCAAAAAAAAGGACAGGAGGACGAGAAGGACGAGGCUGGAGAUGGAGAUAAGGAGGAAGAGGAAGAGGAAGAAGAAGAAGAAGAAUACCAGUUGGCUUCCGAUGAGCUAGAAGCUGCUAUGGAGCAAGAGUGGCAGGAAGUCUACAGCCAAUUGGCGGCAGCAAGGAACGUUAAAAAUACUUUGUUGAUGGUAUAUGUUUCUGACAAUGACACGUUGCACCUGCAAGUGAAACUUUUGCUGAUUACUAUGUUUGACAAAGAAGGGGUGCGCGUGAACACGGGGAUGACGGUCGAACAUUAAAAGUUAGUAUCUCAAUCAAUAUAAAUUAAUUCAACAAUUCACAAAGAAACAAAUAGACAACAAUCACCCGACUCUGCAGGCAAAAAGAAUAAGAACAAAUGCGAUAAAUGAAAUUAAAAAUG
This is a messenger RNA of Chara braunii, 3446 nucleotides long. Lineage: Eukaryota; Viridiplantae; Streptophyta; Charophyceae; Charales; Characeae. The record is from the annotation of a GenBank genome assembly.